This is a messenger RNA of Gryllus bimaculatus (two-spotted cricket), 5485 nucleotides long. NCBI's taxonomy places the organism in Eukaryota, Metazoa, Arthropoda, Insecta, Orthoptera, Gryllidae. The record is from the annotation of a GenBank genome assembly.
AGCCAGCCCAACUGCGUCGACAUCCCGCGCAACAUGAGCCUCUGCCACGGCAUCGGCUACACGCAGAUGCGCCUCCCCAAUCUGCUGGACCACGACACCAUGGCCGAGGUGUCCCAGCAGGCCGCCUCGUGGCUGGCGCUGCUCAACGUGCAGUGCCACCCGGACACGCAGCUCUUCCUCUGCUCGCUCUUCAGCCCCGUGUGCCUCGACACGCCUAUCUACCCGUGUCGCAGCCUCUGCGAGAAGGUGAAGAUGCACUGCGAAGGCCGCAUGAACAAGUACGGCUUUCCGUGGCCUGACAUGUUCAAGUGCGACAAGUUCCCUCUGGAGAACGACAUGUGCAUCACGGCGCAGUCCAGCUCCGACGCUGCCGGCGAAGGUGGCUGUCGAGUCUGUAACCAAGUUGAUACUUAUGAAAAUAUUUUGGAUAACUUCUGUAGAGCUGAUUUUGCUGUAAAAACAAAAAUUCGCCAAGCUCGAAAAACAAAGUUGACAUGCAAAAAGGCUAAAGUACUUAAAGGAGGAAGUGAAAUUACUCAACAGCUCCGACGCCCAGUUUUACUUCUAGAACCAUCUGAUGCAUGCUGUGAAGAAAUGACCCGAAACAGCAGAGAAGUGUAUUUGAUUAUGGGCCGCAAUCAAGAUUCAAAACUGGUUCCUAGUUUCAUUAUGCCAUGGGGGAAACGUUCUAAGCCUUUCAAAAGAGCUGUCCGAAUGUUCAAGAAGUUGAAUUGUUCAGAUCCAAAGCUUGUCUCAACAUCUGUUAUUGGGGGAGAUGCAUUCCCUACUAACAGAGCAGCUGUUGGGAACAAUGGUCACAAAGCCAACAAUGCUGGAAACAAUGGGAGAAGAAAACGUGGAAGGAAUAAGGAUAGGCGUAAGAAGAAUCCUCCCUCUACAAACUCUUCUUCAGCUUCAACUUCAGCUUCAGCUUCUGCUUCAGCUUCAGCUUCAUCUACACGAGCUAAAUCUUCUCCAUGAUUUUUCUGUAACAUAUUUUUUGAAAUGUGAAUCCACAUCCGGCUCCUCUGCUUGGGAUGACUGCUGAAACAGAUGAGGGACAAUAAUCCCUACCUGUAAAGGAGAAAAUUUCUUAUUAUUCAUGUACUUCUUGCUAUAUUUGCUUCUGGAAGAUUUUAAUAAAAGUAUGACUACAUCUUUUGUUAAGAGCUUUCUAAAUUCUCAGUGAAGAAAGGUCUGAAAUAGGAAAGCUUUUCAGUUAGCAAUACACUGUAUGUAAGCAAUUCUUCCAGAAUACUUUUCAAAGUCUUUGAUAAGAAAUCAAUAAAAUUACUACACAUUCUUGGACAAAUUUUUGUCACUCAAGAGAGAAUAAAGGAAAUAACAUUUUACUGUGAAACAUCUGGGCAAAUUUAAUUCAUACAUUACUAUAAUUUUGCUUUCAUGGAGCAUAUUCAGUGAUAUUUUGUGUGUUGUUUGUGUUUAUAAAACAGUAUUCUUUCUUCUAUCCUUAGAUGUAGGUACACAAAUGAGUGAAUAUGUAAAAUCCACUUAUAUUUUGAUAUUUCUUUCUUUCAAGUUCAGUUAAGAAGAAUUUAUUCCUAAACUAAUAAACAACAGUGUUAGCAUGUGUAUAAGUUCUCUUCCUUUGAACAGAAAACUUUGUCUCCAGAGGUAAAAAUGCAUAAAUUGUAAGUAUAUCAUUAUAGCAAGUAAGUUUGUAUUUCUGUCCAGACUAGUCUGGCUCAAAUUAGUUGGAUAGAUGUGAAGAACAUUGUUUUUGGAGGGUGAGAAAGUAAGUGUUUUCUGAGCUUUAGAUAAAGAUAAGUGAUAUAAAAGGUGACAUGACUGUAUUCAUAUAUAUUUCAUAAUUUUUCUUGUCACCAAGAUGUUGAUUAGCUUUAAUUCAUCGUAUUUUCCUACUGUGUAGGCCAUUGAGGUCAGCAAGGAGGAAAGCAUGAGAGAUAUUGUGUUAGUGCAGACUGAAUCAGAUUCACUUUAUUAUAAAAUGCAUGUUACUCAUUGACUGCUUAAAAAAUACUGUACGUAAUAUAGUUCUAUAAUUCAAUAAGUUGUGUCAUGCUCCACAUUUCUUGAAUUCUAAUAUAUUGUGCCAGAAUGAAUAUCUGUUAAUAAAUGUUUUUAACUAUUCAUCUAGGAAGGUGUGAAGGUUGUGGAGGUCAGAGUAAUGAUGAAAAAAUGUAUAUCAUUACCCAUAUAUAGUCAAUUUAGAUAUCCAGGGGUUGUGUAGCUUUUUAAAUUCUUUCUUUCAUGAAAAUGAUUAAAAAUGGCUAUUUCAUUUUGGUACUUUUAAAUAAUAAUCCAAUAUAGACUAUUGAAGAAAUUCAUGGAUUAUUAUAAUUAAUAACUUAUUUGUUAAUGUAACUUAGAAUAAGGUGCAACAAUGCCAUUUUCAUUAAAGAAUGUAGGGCUCAAGAAUAUUUAAAAUUAUUUAAUGCACAACUUUAAAAUACUUUCAAUGUUUUAUCAUAGAAUUCUUGGAACAGUUUAUUAUUUAAAAGUGAAGAAUUAAAGAAGUCAUUUAACAAAUAUGAUUUGUAAAGAAUGUUCUUGUUAAAACAAAAUUUAUAGAAGAUAAAUGAAAACUAUUGAUUAUUAAAAGAAAUUCAAUGAUUUAGCCAAGGUGAGCCAUUGGCAGACACAUGUCCAAUAUUACAUGUGGAAGGGCCUCGACUACCAAUUUUAUUGUUAAAAUUUUCUCAAAAUCAUUCGAAAGGAAUACUGAAAUACAAAAAUUUAUAUCAUGUUCUUGGUUAAAAGAUCAAAUUGCAAACUACAAAGCUUUUAUAAAUAAAUUUGCAAAAUGGUUCAAUGGCAUUAAAAUGAUGACAGUGAUGUAUCCUAUUUAUUAAGGCUGUGGUUAUGGCCAUGUAUUUAUGAGUUCUGUAGUUGAUUGUAAAAUGUUCUUGUUAUAUUUAGUUUAUUAUCUACAAAACUGUGCUUCAAGAAUAAAGUUAAAAUUUUUUUGUAAUGAUGCAGUCUGCAAAGAUCAGUCAUUAACUAUUUUUUAUUUUGUUGCAAUUUUUGCUCUGAAAUAUUCAAUUAUGGCUUACUACUGAUUGACCUAUAUGGAAAUAAUGGGAUCACUAAAUCUAUCACAUUUGUACAAAAUAAAUCUAAAAUUUUAUGACAAUUGUUGUCUUUUUUAUCUUUUUUUUUUUUUGUUGUAAAUUUGAAAAAGCAGAAAGAGCCUUAGUUACUUUAAAAUUGCCCAUUGUGUAUGCAUUGUAUCUGUAGAAUAAUAAUUGAUGUGUAAAGAAACAAUAUCAUAAGAGAAAAUUAUAUUAAUUGUAAUCUAAAAUAAUAGUGAAUCUUGAGUCAAAUUUUUCAACAAUGGUUAGAAUAGAUAGAUUAGUGUAAAUUGUGCAUAAUGUAUGGAGAUCAUCAUGAAUAUUCUUUUGUUCCAAAGAAUCAGAUAAUUAUAAUAUCAGUGUGAAGUGUGUAAAUUAGUGGGAAGGAUUAGGCAAAUUAAGUUGUAACUAUUCAUGGCUGGCUUUCAGAUCUUUAUUUGCCCGCGAGUUCAACCAGUCUUUCACAAUAAUUUCCCUUAUGUAUUUUUGAUGUAUUUAAAGUGAAAUUCACUUUGUAAUCCUCAUACUACAUACAAGCAACUUGGUCAGAUGAGAAUUCUUUUAAUAUUAUUCUCUUUAUUGUUAUUUUUUUAAAAGUAUUUUUGCAAACAAAGUUGACUAUCACCUUCUGGAAGUAACAAGAAAAUAUUUGUGAAAACAAAUUAGGAAUAAAUAAAAAUUAGAAAACAUGUUAAUAAUAUGGUUUUUAAGAGAAAUCAGUUAGUAUGAUGUGUAGUCUUUCAAUUAAAGUAUGAAACUUCUGACUCAGAGUGCUCAGCUGAUAAGAAUUUUUUGACCUUAUACGAACUACUGGACAAAGAACCACCAAUGAGUUUUUCAUACAAAUGUACUUAUAAUGUAAUUCAAAGGAAUGCUUUAAAUAGAGCACAUAUCAUCUCAGAAUAUGUGUUUAUUGAUUAUAAAGAAAUAAUCACAAUAGUUUUUUAAUGCUUUUUAGGAGUACCCAAAAUAUGCAAAGCUAACACCAUUUUGUAUUCUUUAUAGGACUUCAUUUUUGAAGUUUUGAGUGUUUUUAUGUAGCCAUUCACAUAAUUUUGCAUUGUGAUAAUUUUGCAAUAAUGCAGGUUUUAGUUGAAAAAACUACUUUGGAUGAGCUAUGAAAUUCAUUUAACAUUAUGCGCAGAAAUAAAGAUUGUUGGUGCUCAUUAUUUGUGAUUGACUUUGUAUGUUUUAAUGUCUUGUAGAUGAACUUCUAAACUAUGAGUAAAUACAUACAUUAAAAUAACCUUUGAUAUUUACAUUUCCAUAGCUCCUCUUUUCACACAAUUGAAUUGGUACGUUACAGAUUUAUGUGAAUAUCAGAAAGUAUUCUCAUGUAAAAGAAUAUGUCUGUGUGACUGAUAGCACUCUAGAGUCUCCUAAAUAUGCAUUUCAAAAUUUUUAUGAUCAGUAAAGAACACUAGUUUCACAUUAUAUAAAUUUCCUCAGAAAUGAUCUGUAUUUCAUUGCUAGAUAACGCAAGGAUGCAAACUUUUCAGUUUGUUACGUAUAUGUUGCCUUACUUUGUUGAAAAAUGGCUAAUUUAUGCCAUUUAAAAUUUGUUUUAUUGUUUUCAUUUUAAAAUGCAAAAUCUAUUUGUAAUUAUGUGUUUUCUCUUCACUAUGAAUAAUCAAGUGUUGUGAUUGUGUUCAGUGUGUUGAUGUGGUAAUAGUAAAAUGUUGUUAUUGGCUAUGAAGUUAAAUGUCUAUUCUCCAGAAACAAUUCCCUCCUACUCAUUUAGGUCAUAGAUAAGCGAUAUAUAUGGGGUUAUAUAAUGCAUUACUUUCUUAAAUGCAAAGGACACUGUUUAACUUAAUUGAAGGAUAGUGAGAGAAUGUUCCUGGUCACACUUGUGCUAAUGCAUUACGAAACAUGGUUUAAACGUGUGUGAUACAAUUGCAUAAUGUGCAAGUCACUUAAACAAUACUACUACUCUCUGUCGAAGUAAAAUAUUUAUAGGAAGAAAAUUAAUAUUACUUGUUACUUGUAAAUUAAUAUUACUUGUAAUAUGGUAAGACUCUUUUCUUGAAAGAAAACAUCAGUGUAAAUUAUAAAUAAAUUACAAUAUAUUUAAAACAUUUACUAUACAAUGCUGAGUAUAAAACACAAUUUUAAACACACAGAGAUCUAUGUACAUCUAGGAAAAUAAUUCAAGUACUUCUCAUUUGUAAAUGAGGAAAAAAUGUUCACACGUUAUCCAUAAAUGCCCAUUCCCAGAUCAGGAAUGAUGUCAUUCCUCUUCUUCCUCCACCAUGCCCACCAUUGCCACUUUGCUGAUGCCAUGAAGAAUGUUCUACAUUAAUUUUUGAAGGAGCAUUAUUGCACUAAGCUCAUUUGCACAAGAUCAUGAAUAAAUCCGUAUAUAUGAACUAAGGCAAGGCAAAAAAUGGGCCCCUAAAUAACCUUUCACCCACACAACACCAAUAUAGAGC